Messenger RNA from Papaver somniferum (opium poppy), 1932 nucleotides. RefSeq names its product protein trichome birefringence-like 2. The transcript is spliced from 5 exons. Gene Ontology annotation, cellular component: Golgi apparatus. Bases 29 to 1510 code for a protein of 493 amino acids. Lineage: Eukaryota; Viridiplantae; Streptophyta; Magnoliopsida; Ranunculales; Papaveraceae. The record is from RefSeq and is a predicted model, not a curated record. Gene Ontology annotation, molecular function: O-acetyltransferase activity.
AGCUCACUUCGAUAUUCGUUUUGAUACAAUGAUAAAGCUUAGGAUUUCAGAGAAGUUAUGUCAGUUAUUAGGGAUAGUACCAUCUCCUAAUCGUUCAAAGAGAAUAGGAUCAGCGUUAAUCUUCGGUUUUGGUUGCAUCAUUGGAGUUUCAGUACUCAUUCUAACAGCUAUCAUCUUCAUGUUCCCAUAUAUUUCUCCAUCACUAAUGAAUCCGAUGCUUCAAAACAAUCUUAAUAAGUACUACCACAAAAUUUCUUCUCCCCAUAAUUCACAAUCUUUACCUAGUGGUACCACUACUAGUUCUCCUCCACCACCGCCUCCUCCUCCUUCAUCUUCAUCUUCAUCUCCUCCACCUCCUCCUCAAUCUCCAAAGUUGUUCGACAUCUCGACUGAAAACAGUCGAACCGGCAUAAAUUACACCGAAAACAGUGACGACAACUCAAGUAGUAAUGUUUCCAUUGAUCUUCCAAAAGAAGGAGAACUAGUGGAUGCAAAAGAAAAUAUUUUAAGCACUUCCCCAAGUAACUCUUCAUCAAGUUAUAGUGAUACCGCAUAUGGUGGUGAUGAUGAUGAUUCUUCGGAUGCAGAUUGUGAUAUUUAUGAUGGCGAAUGGGUUAGAAACGUCAAUCAGGAACCAUAUUACCCUCCUGGUUCUUGCCCAUACAUCGAAAAACAACCUUUCGAUUGUUACUUGAAUGGGAAACGUGAUAACGAGUACCUAAAUUGGCAGUGGCAGUGGAAAUCUCAUCCAAGAAAUACAGGGUGCAAGAAGAAUAUCCCCAGCCUUUUCAAUGGAACAGAUUUCUUAGAGAGGCUGAGAGGGAAAAAGUUGGUACUUUCUGGGGAUUCCUUGAAUAGAAAUAUGUACGAGUCUCUCGUUUGUAUGCUUUGGAAUGCCGUUCCAGAUAAGACCAAAGUUGUUAGGCCAUCUAUGCAAUCAGAAUACAAGACAAGAGGAGAUAUGUCUUUAAUUUUCAAGGACUACAACUGUACCGUAGCAUAUGUAUGGUCUGUGUUUCUAGUAAAUGAAACGAAUUCAAAGACCCGUAGAAGCCGGGGAAGUGAAUUAAAACAAGAAGUGGAGACUCUAAGGCUGGACCAGAUUGAUGGGCUCGCAGCAUCCGUCUAUCAAGAUGCUGAUAUUGUAGUUUUCGACUCAUAUCAUUGGUGGGUUGAGGGCAAAACUAAUAAUGGAAUUAACUAUUUUCAAGAAGGGGAUUACUUGUACCCGAAACUGGAGAUAAAUAAAGCAUUCAAAAAAGCUCUUACUACUUGGAGGAAAUGGAUUGACAACAACAUUGAUUCUGCCAAAACCCAAGUUGUUUUCCGAGGAUUUUCACUUUCUCAAUACGUAGGAGGGAAAUGGAAUACCGGUGGAAAAUGCAAUUUAGAAACAGAGCCUAUAACGAGUAAAGAAAAAUACGUAAACCCAGAUCAAUCACAACUGACAAUACUAGAAGACACUCUUCGGACAAAUGAAGACUCCUGUAAUAUAUAUGAAUGUCAGUAAACUCACUUAUUAUCGCUCUGAUGGACAUCCUUCACUGUAUGGAAGAAAUUACACUGCUCAAGAGAGAGUUGCAGCUAUUCAGGAUUGUAGUCAUUGGUGUUUACCAGGUGUACCUGAUACGUGGAAUGAGUUGUUGUAUAUUUCUCUAGUGAAGGCUGGUAAAGGCUCUUACGGUCUCCGAUAGCAAAAGAGUGAUCUCUGGAUUAAGUUGAAAUAGAGUGUGAAGUAAUACUCACUAUUCCAGCAACAUUGUACUGGACGCACUUCAGAACCAUUGGUAUAUAAAUUUGGUAAUCGUUCCCCUUGCAAGUGAUAUUACGAAUUUGAAUAUUUGUCUCUAUUCCUGCUCGACCGUCAGUGUAUACUUCCAUCCCUGUGUGCAUUAAAUUCCUUAUUAUAUCAAACAUUUUUCUUUUGGUUGG